AUGCGCGCGCUGCUCCUCGGGCGGUGGCUCCGCGCCGGGCCGGGCCCCCCGCGCGUCCCCCCGCGCCCGGAGAGCCGGCACCGCGGGAACGGCGGGAACGGCGGGCACGGACCGCUCCGGCAGAAGGUGUCGGUGGAAGUGCUGGACCACUUGGAGCACCUGGCCCUGGUGGAUUUCCGGGAUUCGGAGGGCGUGGAGCGGCUGCACAAAGCGAUCCAGUUUGCUGAUCAGCUUCAUGAAGUAAACACCGACGGCGUGGAACUGAUGGAUUCAGUGCUGGAGGACAGGUGUCUGUAUCUCAGAGAAGAUGAUGUGACAGAAGGCAACUGCACCAAAGAACUGCUGGAAAAUGCCAGAGAGAAAGUGGAGGAGUAUUUUGUAGCUCCACCAGGUAACAUCCCUUUACCAAAGCUGGAAGAACGAGAGACUUUUCUGCAGGGCUCUUAGUGACAGCCCAGAGCCUAAAUGCCCUUUGAGUAUUUUAUUUGGAGAAAAUGGAAGUUUUGUGCAGUCACAGCUGAAACACCCUGGCAUGUAUUUUGGUCAAAAGAAGAGCACUUGCAAGACAGAAGAAAGAAAGUGUAAAAGUUUAGUAGUGCUGCUGAAAUAUUCAAUGUCUCUGAAGCUGGAUGGCAGCAUGGCAGAUGAUCUUGGUGCUUUUAUUUGCAAAGUGAAUUUGCUGUCUGGAGGUGAGAGCAAACCCUUGUCCCACUCUUCAUUGUGCAAUUACCUAAUUAUUUGUUUAAGCAUCCAUAAUAUACUCAUAGAGAUGCAUAAAACAUGUAAUCACUAUGAUACUUGAAUUCUUUCAAGGGCAUUGAAAUAAAGCCUGUAUUUAACACCACUAA
Molecule: messenger RNA, 848 nt
Organism: Vidua macroura (Pin-tailed whydah)
Lineage: Eukaryota; Metazoa; Chordata; Aves; Passeriformes; Viduidae
Gene: GATC
Product: glutamyl-tRNA amidotransferase subunit C
Exons: 4
Coding region: 1-447 (148 amino acids)
Biological process (GO): glutaminyl-tRNAGln biosynthesis via transamidation; regulation of translational fidelity; mitochondrial translation
Cellular component (GO): glutamyl-tRNA(Gln) amidotransferase complex; mitochondrion
Molecular function (GO): glutaminyl-tRNA synthase (glutamine-hydrolyzing) activity
Source: RefSeq, a predicted model, not a curated record